AUGGCUGUGAGGAAAGAUCGACAAAUAAAACAACGCCACAGGGAAAUUCAAAAAAAUGCCGGAAAAUAUUAUAGCCAGAAAAUCCGACACUAUCGCACCCUCUAUUGCAUUGCACUGUCAGAGCUCAUCGACUACUACAGAUCUGUCGGUGAUCUACUUGAGGCUGUCAUCGAUGCUAGAACAACCAAGGGCCCAGGAGUUGUACAACUGGCAUAUUUCAAUACGGAGAAUGGAAUGUCAGAGUUCUGCUCGGUAGAAGAGGUAGAAAGACCAAGAUGCUUGAAGCUCACAAAGACCAACAUCGAUGACAACAACCGAGAAGAAGUCGUACUGCGCAUUCAGGGUAUCAUUUGUGGUUCAAGCCUCCCACCGGUCAAACAGCCGUUUAAAAUAUGCCCAAACAAGUUUAAGCCUCAUAACAUACAUGUUUUUGAGAGAUCGCUACCCCACAACACCAUGGAAGAGUGGGUUCCCAGUUACUACGAAACAUUUGAAGCGUUGGAUAUGGGCAACCGCUAUUUCACUGACCGGCGUGACAUAAACGGUGACACUCCUAUUUCCUUCGGCACUGAAAUCGACCCCGACAAUAUACUUACCGAUGCAUUGUCCAACGAAUUCGUUCACCUCCAAGAAAACAAGGUUGAAUACUAUGAAGCGCAACAAGGAUCCGAUAGUGUUAUACGAUACUACAAAAUCAACCCAACGAAGAUACGAACAGGAGACAUUGUGGAAGCGCAGGUAUCAUUUGUUGCCAUACCGCUUAAGCAGAAAAAAUACAAGUCCACUACGAGUAAGCCUGCCUCCCCAGAUUAUCCUAUGCAAAACAACACUUAUGAGAAACAGAACGCAAGUAUUGCGCGUCGCAUGAGCCGAGGCGCUGAACCGCGUCGAGCCAGCCAGUCUCUAAAGCGGAAGAUUGGAUACGAAGAGGAUGAGGUGCAUAACACCAGGGAGAAGUUGAGCAGGAUGCAUCUGGACUGA
Laccaria bicolor S238N-H82 is the source of this 981-nucleotide messenger RNA. RefSeq lists its product as uncharacterized. The transcript has 7 exons. NCBI's taxonomy places the organism in Eukaryota, Fungi, Basidiomycota, Agaricomycetes, Agaricales, Hydnangiaceae. The record is from RefSeq and is a predicted model, not a curated record. Bases 1 to 981 code for a protein of 326 amino acids.